UCUUUGUUGAAGCGCCUGUUCCUCCGCUAGCACCAGUCGAAGGUAAAGCGAUUCGUCCAGAAAGCGAGUUUUGUGACGCUGGUCGUACCAAAAUUGGGAUGAGGACACCGAAACACCGUUGACAAUGACCGGUCCAGCCGAGGAUACCAAGAGUCAAUUGACAUUGCUGUCGUCGAAGCUUCUUCAUCAACACCAAGCGGUGGAAGCGGCUUUAAAUCGUCAUGUCUUUGUGUGGAAGGAAAUAGAAGAGAAAAGCCAAAAAAGAAGCUCUGGCAUUUCUAAAACAUCUCGCAGUCACAUCGUUCAAGUAAGCGAAAUUGUAGGCAUCCACAAGGUAGAAGACGAGGACCACACAAAGUCCAAGUGGGACCAGAAGAAGACGCUACAGUUCUCCCAGCUGUUUCCCAAUGCCUUCACAGUUUUCUAUGUGAAGCGGACAAAGAAUCACCGGUGGCGCUGCAAUGAAGCAACCUUUUCCUGCUCUAGUGCGGAACUUUGUGAGCAGUGGAUCCAAGUUACAAGGGAACAGCUGUCAUUACUCACGAACCGACCAAAACGACUGCUGGUCUAUAUCAACCCGUUUGGGGGAAAGAGGCGCGGGAAGCGUAUUUAUGAGGAGAAGGUGGCUCCCGUGUUUCAGCAAGCCGGCAUCUCCGCCGACGUGAUUGUUACAGAGCGUGCCAAUCAUGCCAGAGACCACUUGACGACGGAGGCCAAUCUCCAACAGUAUGACGGAGUGGUUUGUGUGGGUGGAGACGGGAUGUUCAGUGAAAUCCUGCAUGGGUUGGUAGCCAGGACCCAAAACGACAACAAGGUGGACCAGAACCGACCGGAUGCUGAACUGAAGCCGUGCAUGCUACGCAUAGGGAUCAUUCCUGCAGGGUCAACUGAUUGCAUCUGCUUUGCCACUGUAGGAACAAAUGAUCCAGUCACGUCUGCUUUACACAUUAUCAUUGGUGAUUCCCAGCCUAUGGAUGUGUGUUCUGUUCACCACAAUGACGUCUUUCUCAGAUACUCAGUCUCAUUGCUUGGGUACGGUUUCUAUGGAGACGUACUGGCAGACAGCGAGAAGAAGAGAUGGCUUGGUCCUGCUCGAUAUGACUUAUCAGGGGUAAAAGCUUUCCUGUGUCACAAUUACUAUAAGGGCACCGUCUCCUUCCUGCCCGCUGAGGACAACUUGGGGCAUCCGAGGGACAAGCUGCAGUGUCGAUUUGGGUGCAGCAUCUGUCAGCACAAGCAGUCAUCAAAGGACAAGCUCAGGGAGACAGCAGACGAGGAGACGGCUGCCGAAGUCAGCAGCAGCAGCUGGAAGGUGAUCUGCGGGAAGUUUAUCGCCAUCAACGCAGCCAACAUGAGCUGCGCAUGCCCCCGCAGUCCCAAAGGCCUGUCGCCCUCUGCUCACCUUGCCGACGGCACUGCAGACCUGAUCCUGGUUCGGAAGUGUUCCCGUCUGGACUUCUUCAGGCACCUUCUCCGACACACCAACACAGACGAUCAGUUUGACCACUCGUUCGUUGAGGUUCACCGUGUGAGGAAGUUCCACUUCGAGCCGUUAGACCCUCAACCUCUUUUGCUGGAAAACCAGAGUGAGCUUCCAAAGAAGCCGGGCUUUUGCCCCUUGGGCUCGGCACAGACAACAUGCAUCCCCAGCGCAGCGCACAGCAGCUGGAACUGCGAUGGCGAGAUCCUGCAUCACGCCGCCAUUCAAGUCAGCGUCCACCGCCAGCUGAUCCGGCUGUUUGCCCGCGGCAUCGAGGAGCAGCAGCAGCGGGUUUGAAGACCUUCCUGCACCUUUUAUGUGAACCAAACCAAAAAAACAAAAGUGCUGCAUAGAAAAAAAAAUAUUCCUUUCAAUUCCUCAAAGCGUCUUUGGUUUAGAAGUAAAGGCAUUCUUAAGAUGGACGCAGAGAAACAGAGCUAGACUCAAACAAUCAUGAGAAGCUUCCAUAAGGCAAACACUCCUGAAGUUCAUCAACCAGCUGUAGUUUCUCAGAAACACAUCUGAUCAUUCUGACCAAAAAUGUAAAAAAACCCUGAAGAUAUCAGCUCUUAAGAAAUCAGCUGGGGGCCCCCGCUAACAGACCCCUGAUGUUCUGCUGGUUGGUGAAGCCCAGUAGCUGCUGCACCUGUAACUCCUGGCUUUGCUGCGUCCAAAGAGGCAGCACAGAGUUCAACCCGCACCCGUGAGAAGGCUCAAUCCUGUGGCGUGCUGUAGGACGUAACCGAGCCGGAUUUAGCUCUGUAGCUAGAGGUCAAGCUGGUCUUGAUGUAGCACAAGCAAAGCUUUUGAUAAACUGACUUUUGUUUGUUUUUGUGUUGUGUUUUUUUUGAGGGGGGCAGUUUUCAGCAGGAGUGAAACUAUAAGCAGGAGAAAAAGCGACCCAGACUUUGCAAGAGAAAGGUGCUGAAAAAAAGACAUUUAAAUUAGCAUUAAAAACAUGUAGCAACCUUUAGCAACCAUCACUUCUAGCAUUACACGUCAAGAGUGAAGCUGUGGUUAUAGAUCAGUGUUUAGAAAGAAUAAAAAUAGUACGUUUUCUUUUGCAGUGUUCAUUAUCAAUUGUUGUGUCGCUGUUCCAUAGAUUACAAAGAUCCUUCUUCAUCAGGAUAACUCGCUACUUCCUGUUUCCUCCUGGUGUUCUCCACAAUCUUUGUAUGACAUGUUUGUGUUCAUGAAGCAUGAAGGCGCAGAUGUGAACAAUAAUAUUUGGAGGUGACCAAAGCAAAGACAUUUCUCUGUUGUAUUUUUAGAUUGAUGAAGAAGAGAAAUAGGAAUCCAAAUAAAGAAAAUGUAGGAAAACAA
Molecule: messenger RNA, 2803 nt
Organism: Oryzias latipes (Japanese medaka)
Lineage: Eukaryota; Metazoa; Chordata; Actinopteri; Beloniformes; Adrianichthyidae
Gene: cerk
Product: ceramide kinase
Biological process (GO): phosphorylation; ceramide metabolic process
Molecular function (GO): ceramide kinase activity
Source: RefSeq, a predicted model, not a curated record